Molecule: messenger RNA, 4926 nt
Organism: Arvicola amphibius (Eurasian water vole)
Lineage: Eukaryota; Metazoa; Chordata; Mammalia; Rodentia; Cricetidae
Gene: Ttll7
Product: tubulin tyrosine ligase like 7
Exons: 21
Coding region: 378-3047 (889 amino acids)
Biological process (GO): microtubule cytoskeleton organization; protein polyglutamylation
Cellular component (GO): cilium
Molecular function (GO): tubulin-glutamic acid ligase activity; tubulin binding
Source: RefSeq, a predicted model, not a curated record
GCACGACAGCUGCUCCAGCUGCUCUUGGUCGGGUCGAGCUUCUGAGCUCUGAGCCGUGGCUGCCCUGGGCGGUGGGCGAGCUGAGGGGAUCCCAGGGCCACCUGCGCGUGGCCGACAGGGAGCCGCCAGCCGCAGGCGGGGAGUGGGGACCACCAAGGGACCGGCCACAGGAGCCACCCGGCGAGGUGCCGAAGCUGUAGCUUCCUAGCCCAAAACUUUGUGUCGUGAAAUCUGAGACUUUGACCCAGAUAAUAUGAUAGGAACUUCCUGUGAUUUGGGGCCAUAUCCUACUUAGAUGAACGUGGGACUUCCAGAUUUACUGAGAGCUUGGUACUGUGCGCCUGUUUCUUGCUCUUGCUCAUUUGGCAUAGGUGACCAUGCCGUCUCUGCCUCACGAAGGAGUUAUUCCGGGACCCUCUCCCCUGGAUCUAAAUACAGAGUUGCCUUAUCAAUAUACCAUGAAAAGGAAAGUCAGAAAAAAGAAAAAGAAGGGAGUCAUUACAGCGAAUGUUGCUGGGACAAAGUUUGAAAUUGUUCGUUUAGUAAUAGAUGAAAUGGGAUUUAUAAAGACUCCAGAUGAAGAUGAAACGAGUAACCUUAUAUGGUGUGAUGCUGCCGUUCAGCAGGAGAAGAUCACAGAACUGCAAAACUAUCAGAGGAUCAACCAUUUUCCAGGAAUGGGAGAGAUCUGUAGGAAGGAUUUCUUAGCAAGAAAUAUGACCAAAAUGAUCAAGUCUCGGCCUCUGGAUUAUACUUUUGUUCCUCGAACGUGGAUUUUCCCUUCUGAAUAUACUCAAUUCCAAAACUAUGUGAAAGAACUGAAGAAAAAAAGGAAGCAGAAAACUUUUAUAAUAAAACCAGCUAAUGGUGCAAUGGGUCAUGGGAUUUCUUUGAUAAGAAAUGGGGAUAAAAUUCCAUCUCAGGAUCAUUUGAUAGUUCAAGAAUACAUUGAAAAGCCUUUCCUAAUGGAAGGCUACAAGUUUGAUUUACGGAUUUAUAUUUUGGUUACAUCCUGUGAUCCAUUAAAGAUAUUUCUCUACCAUGAUGGGCUUGUGCGAAUGGGGACAGAGAAGUACAUCCCACCAAAUGAGUCCAACUUGACCCAGCUAUACAUGCAUCUGACCAACUACUCUGUAAACAAACACAAUGAGCGGUUUGAACGCAAUGAAACCGAAGACAAAGGCAGCAAACGUUCAAUCAAGUGGUUUACAGAAUUCCUACAAGCCAAUCAGCAUGAUGUUUCUAAGUUCUGGAAUGAUAUUUCAGAGUUGGUGGUAAAGACGCUGAUCGUAGCAGAACCUCAUGUCCUGCAUGCCUAUCGGAUGUGCAGACCUGGUCAGCCCCCAGGCAGCCAAAGCGUCUGUUUUGAAGUCCUAGGCUUCGACAUCUUGUUGGACAGAAAGUUAAAGCCAUGGCUUCUGGAGAUUAAUCGAGCCCCAAGCUUUGGAACUGAUCAGAAAAUAGAUUAUGAUGUGAAAAGGGGAGUUCUGCUAAAUGCGCUGAAGCUACUGAACAUCAGGACCAGUGAUAAAAGGAAAAACAUGGCCAAACAAAAAGCAGAGGCUCAAAAGAGGCUGUAUGGUCAGAAUACAGUCAGAAGGCUUUCCCCGGGCUCCUCCGACUGGGAACAGCAGAGGCAUCAGCUGGAGAGACGGAAAGAAGAGUUGAAAGAGAGACUCGUUCAAGUACGAAAGCAGGUCUCGCGAGAAGAACAUGAAAAUCGACAUAUGGGGAAUUACAGGAGAAUUUAUCCUCCUGAAGAUAAAACACUGCUCGAAAAGUAUGAAAGUUUGCUGGCUGUUGCCUUCCAGACCUUCCUGUCAGGACGAGCAGCUUCAUUCCAGCGAGAACUGAACAAUCCUCUGAAAAAGAUGAAGGAGGAAGAUAUUUUGGAUCUCCUGGAACAAUGUGAAAUUGAUGAUGAGAAACUGAUGGGAAAAACUGCCAGAAUCCGAGGACCAAAGCCCCUGUGUUGCAUGCCAGAGUGCGCAGAGGUGAUGAAGAAGCAGAAGUCUUACUACAGCAGCGAGAGCAGCUACGACAGCAGCAGCAGCAGCAGUUCAGAACUGGAUGAGAAUGAGAAAGAACUGUGCCAGAAGAGACGAGAACAAGCCCCGUAUAGCUUUAAACACACCAGUCACUGCAAACUAAUUCAACAAUCCAAUUCCAUGAGGCGUUCCGUCAGCUGCCCUCGGUCCAUCUCUUCUCACUUAUCUUCCAACGGGGAUGUGCGCCCCUUUUCUUCUCAACAAGUGAUACCGUUAGCACGACCAACUUCAGCCACUCGGUCACAUUCCUUAAACCGUGCUUCCUCCUACAUGAGACACCUGCCUAACAGUACCGAUACCAGCUCUCCCUGCUCCCACUCUCUGGUGAAUGAGUCUUUGCGGCAGCUGAAAACUAAGGAACAGGAGGACGACCUCACAAGCCAGACCUUGUUUGUGCUGAAGGACAUGCGGAUCCGCUUUCCAGGGAAGUCAGAUGCAGAGUCUGAGCUACUGAUAGAAGAUAUCAUGGAUAACUGGAAGCAUUAUAAAACAAAAGUGGCUUCAUAUUGGCUCAUAAAACUGGACUCCGUAAAACAACGAAAAGUUUUGGACAUAGUAAAAUCAAGUAUCCGCACAGUUCUUCCAAGAAUCUGGAGGGUCCCCGAUGCUGAAGAACUGAGUUUAUACCGGAUUUUCAACCGGGUGUUUAAUCGCCUACUUUGGAGUCAUGGCCAAGGGCUGUGGAGCUGUUUCUGUGACUCAGGGUCCUCUUGGGAGAGCAUCUUCAGUAAGAGCCCGGAGAUGGUGACUCCUCUGCAGCUCCAGUGUUGCCAGCGCCUGGUGGAGCUUUGUAAACAGUGUCUGCUGGUGGUUUACAAAUACACCAAUGAAACGCGAGGGCCCAUCUCAGGCAUCGGCCCCGACUGGGGUAACUCCAGGUAUUUGCUUCCAGGAAGUGCCCAGUUCCUCAUGAGAUCACCACUAUACAACAUGAAAUAUAAUUCGCCUGGAAUGACUCGCUCCAAUGUUUUGUUUACAUCCCGAUUUGGCCAUUUGUGAGACUGAAUGGAGGAUUGUCAUGGGCUAUGCAUAAUAGCAAUUCAUUUAUUUUGUCUAGUUGAACCUUGAGGAAGUGACCCUUAUGUGCUGUUUUAUGUAUAUAUGUCAUAGAAGUGUGUGGAAUACAUACACACAUGCACUCAAGUAACAUAUAAAUAUAUAUAUUUAUUUAUUAUAUGUAAGAAGAAUUAGAAGAAAACUGAAUAUAAGAUUUAACCUUUCUGGAAAUAUAAUAAACCAUGUUAAAGUUGUUUACACAAAUAUGCAAAUGUGUAGAAUUUGCUAGGUUUACAAUUAAUUACUUCCUACUAGAAAUGUUAUUUUUGCUGCAGAGUAUAUAAAGCAGAAUUGAUCUUGAAGAUUCCCUUACAGUGUUAAAUUAUUUUCUAGAUAACACAGCUUAGACUUCAGAAAGCACUGAUCGACUUCUCUCACUUCUAGUAACUGUUUAACAGAGGAACACUAGUGGCAUAGAAGCCUGGGGUUGGCUUGAUGAUAGGAUUAGGAUAAAACAGGUUUAUGGUUACUGUAGCACACUGUAAAGUACUAGAACAACAUCCUAGCCUGACUCCCCAACAUUUUAUUCUCCUAUGUGGAGAUUUAGCUACUUGUUCUAGUGUAUACUUUCAGGAAAGAACUGAUGAGGUCAUGGUGUGAUCUAAAAGGGGAGACAGUCCAGUGGCUUCCGAAUAAAAUGGACACUUGCUUUGACUUUCCGUGAGAGUCACACAAGGAAACAAGAUGGUGGCAGUCACAGGGCUUGGCUGUGUGGCUUUUGUGUCACACAGCACUCGCUUUUCCCUGGAAAAUAUAUCAUGGAUGGGUUUAAGUCUCUCAGUGUUGAGACCAAUAUACCUUGCAAAGUCUAAUGACAGUAAUGUCUCAUUUCACCUCAGAAAAUAAUCUGAAGGCUCUUCAGAGAAGCCUACGGAGCACAUGUCACUACCCACUGAUGUGCCAUGGAGCGAGUCUUUAAUUCGAGUUCAGUGUGGCAUUGUCUUUCUGUCCAGGCAUUGUGCAUGUGUUCCCGAGCAGCACACUCCCAUGCUCCCUCUUCUUGCCCGCAGUUUCAAAGCCAAUGUGUUGCUUUCAGUUUCCACAGACAACACAGUCAUGGAUUUUUAACUCAGGAAGUAUAAUAUUUGCUCACGCUUCCCUCCAAAGGUUUUACUCACAGAUGUUAAGUAUUUGCAAAACUCAAGAUUGUUUACCAUCUUUUCAUAUCUUAGAAUAUAUUUCCAGUAAAUAAAGAACUAACUCCACGGCGGCUGCAGUCAGAGCCCAUUUGUCCCAGGUUCAUUCAAAGGUGGGUCGAUGGUGACUCAAGUUGUAAGGUAUAUGUAUUUUACUUUUAAAACCACCUUUGGAGAGCAUAUUUUUUUACUGCAAUAUUCAUUAUUUUACACAAAUUAAUGGUAGCCGCUUUACUGCUUUAUGGCUGCCCACCCACACACAUUCCAUCAGAGAUUUUUUUCAAGUUUUUUCUUGUGUUUUCAAAGGAGAUUAAAGCAUCCAAAUGAAGAAAAUGAAUGUGGAACUUAGGAGUUCAUAUUGUGAAUUCUUCAAUAUGGUACAGAGUAAUUAAAAUAAGUGAUACAAAUAUUAGAACAUUACAGAAUCUUUAUGGAAUAAUCAACGAGUCAGUCCUUCUAUUGGUUUAUUUAUAGUCAUUUUUGUUUUCAAUUCAUGUUUAAAAAUCAUGGAAAAAUAAAAGAACAUAGAAGUCAUGGAUAUAUGUUUUAAAGUAACUGGUAAGUGAUACUGACCCAAUUUGUUGGUCAUUCACUUUGUGUAUAUUAAAUCACAAAUAAUUAUUUGAUGAGAUAGAGUGUAUGCUUUGAAACUUCUAUUUCAUACAAUAAAGGAAUUUUUGUUUAAA